This is a messenger RNA of Polypterus senegalus (gray bichir), 1903 nucleotides long. RefSeq names its product G-protein coupled receptor 4-like. NCBI's taxonomy places the organism in Eukaryota, Metazoa, Chordata, Cladistia, Polypteriformes, Polypteridae. The transcript has 2 exons. Gene Ontology annotation, biological process: G protein-coupled receptor signaling pathway. The coding region runs from base 498 to 1424 and encodes 308 amino acids. The record is from RefSeq and is a predicted model, not a curated record. Gene Ontology annotation, molecular function: G protein-coupled receptor activity. Gene Ontology annotation, cellular component: membrane.
AAUUCCUCUUAAAACCUGCCACCGACAUAAAUGAGUGAUGUUCUGCAAAAGCCUUCAAAGGAAGCACAGCAUGAGGCUCAUCUGAGGAGGAGUACAACCUUUACAACUAUUGAGGACAGCUGAAGAGAGAGUCACCGACACAGACAGAAUGACAUUUACUGUGCCUGUCAGACGUCAGAUGUUUGCCUGGUCAGAGGUCUACAGAUGAGAAGAGCAACAGUAAUAUCUGGAGAAGACAUAAACUGACAGAUGGAGAAUGUGCAAACAAUACACGGACAGUGCAGCUUUUGCUAUAAAAGAGAUGUGAGCACUUGAUCAAUAUAAGCACCACGCAGCAAAGGUAAAGCACAGUUAGAAUUCUCUGUAAUCCUCAUCUCUGAAAUCCUUAAACUGCCAUUAAACACCUUGAAACUCUCUCAGUCUAAUCAAGUUUGGAUCAAGGACAAAGACUGAAAAUAAAUAAGAAGACCACCAAUCUUCAGUUUUGAUCACAAAUCAUGAACAACUGUCACAUCGACUCCAGCUCACAAACAGAUCUUCUCCCUGGUCUCUUUGGUGCCAUCUUCUGCGUGGCUUUGCCCACAAACUGUCUGGCACUUUAUGGCCUAUACAAACUGCUUAAAGCAGAGGAUACUCUUCCGGUGUAUGUGAUCAGCCUUCUUUUAACAGAUAUCCUUCAGAUAGUCACGCUGCCUCUGUGGAUUGACUAUUACAAAAAUGGACAUGUGUGGCGUUUUCAAGAAGUGACUUGUGUCGUUUUUGGUGUGCUGCUGCACAUAAGUCUCUUUGGCAACGUUGGAUUUCUAAGCCUGAUUGCUGUGGAACGUUAUAUAGCCUUUGCACAUCCUUUAUGGUAUAAGAAUUUCCGGAGGCUGUCUAAUGCCUGUAUUCUAUGCUUGCCAUUGUGGGGUCUGUUCACAGGAAUCAGUCUUCUUGUCUGGUAUUUCAUAAGAGGAAACUCAAAAGAUCACCUCUGCUUUGAAAGUUAUCCAGCAACAAAUACGUUCUCCAUUUUGUGUCUGAGUAUGGCAGUUUUCUGGUUCCCAUUGCCUCUUGCACACCUCAUCUUUAUUUACAUUCGCAUUGAGAAGAUCUUAAGAAGUUCACAAUCAGUUCCAGAUGAAAACAAGAAGAAAAUAAAACACCUUCUCAUCACUAUGGUGCUAAUAUUUAUUUUGGUUUAUGGGCCCUUUUGUACCACAGCUUUCAUCAGAUAUGUUGGAUUAUUAAUCGUAUCUGACAAAUGUCAACAUGAGUCAAAAAUGUUUUAUGCUUAUAGAUGCACAUUUGCAUUGCUUAGUGUAACAAGUCUCUUGGAUCCAGUCUUCUACAUUUUAAUCUCCAAAGAUAUUCAUAAAGAGCUGCAGGAACUUUGCCCAUUCAUCUUUAGACGACUGUGGCCAGUGGAUAGCAGUUCAGUUUGAAAGAGUCCCACCAUGAAGGUGUCUAUUUGCUCUGUGACAUUUACCCUUAAAUAUAUAAAUAUAUACUAUAGUGUUAGCCUAGAUAUGACACAUCUAUGAGUAGAUAUGUUUCGAUAUGUCAUAUGAUCCUGAAUAGAUUUUCUAGGAUGGAUGGAUACUACAAUCUUCUCUAUCAUGGUAUAUUAUAUUUGCAGCAUAUUCAUAAUUGAGGAUGCAUGUAAGCAAUAACAUUUAUAGAAAACUAAUUCAGCUGGUGCCAAAGUGAGAUAUCCUCCAGUUCAACUGUGUAACAAACAUGGAAAGAUGAUCUUGUAAGUUUAUAAUACAUUGUUUAAUGGAAGACAGUAGGGUGCAUAGUGCUGCAAAUUAACCAGUAUACAUGGAACAAGAGACAAGAAUGGUAAAUAUUAGGGCUGAUUCGUACUAAGACAGAGAGAUUUGGUUUCAUGAUAACCUAUACUGAAGACAGAUAGAUAGAU